This is a messenger RNA of Caretta caretta (loggerhead turtle), 5391 nucleotides long. RefSeq names its product LSM11, U7 small nuclear RNA associated (gene LSM11). Gene Ontology annotation, molecular function: U7 snRNA binding. NCBI's taxonomy places the organism in Eukaryota, Metazoa, Chordata, Testudines, Cheloniidae. Gene Ontology annotation, cellular component: U7 snRNP. Gene Ontology annotation, biological process: mRNA 3'-end processing by stem-loop binding and cleavage. The record is from RefSeq and is a predicted model, not a curated record.
GGGCCGAGCGACAAGAGGCGGCCGGCGGCGAGCCCGGCCCGGCCCGGCGGCGAGCGGGGCAUGGAGAAGGCGGCCGGCGGGGAGCCGCGGCCACGGCGGCGGCGCUCGGGCUCCAGCCCCAGCCCCGAGCCCGGCCGGUCUCCCAGCCCCAGCCGCCUGGACGUGAGCUCGGCCCGCUUCGACCCGCUGCUGGCGCUGUACUCGGCCCGCACGCCGCUGCCCUUCCCCGGCGCGCCCUGCUUCAACAACCUGGCCGAGUACGAGAGCUUCCAGCGGGGCCUGCGCCGCCCGGCCGCCCGCCGCCGCCCGCCGGGCAGCGCCCGCCGCCGCCCGCCCGCCGCCGACCCCGAGCGGCUGCAGCGCCUCCGCGGCCUCAUGGUCAGCCGCGGCCCCGAGCGCGAGGCGGCGGCCCGCGGCCGGGCCGGGCGCCGCCGGGCCCCGCGCAACGUCCUCACCAGGAUGCCGCUUCACGAAGGCAGCCCUCUUGGUGAGCUACAUCGUUGUGUCAGAGAUGGUGUAAAAGUCAAUGUCCACAUCCGAACUUUCAAGGGGCUGCGUGGAGUCUGCACAGGGUUUUUGGUUGCGUUUGACAAAUUCUGGAAUAUGGCCUUGACAGAUGUAGAUGAGACAUACAGAAAGCCCGUACUGGGCAAAGCAUUCUACAGUGAACCUCAGCUGACUCUUACCAGGCUGUUCGACAGACUCAAACUGCAGGAGUCCUUGAUAAAGAAGGGAGUUGACUCAAGGACUGCAACAGAGGAGCCAGCCCUGACAAAUGAAUCAAAGACCCUUGGACGGAAAGCUGGGUCAGGACGCGGGAGAGCAGAGGAUGAGUGUGGGAUGCAGACAUUUUUGGGUGGAGCUGGAGAAAAGAAGACAACAAAUGACAACUUGCAUCUGGGAGUCAAGAAUAAGGCUGACCUGCCAAGCAGGACUGCCCAGACAGAGGGCACUAGUGCAGGGGGUGCUAAUGCAAAAGGCCAGCCACGGAAAAAGCAGAGGCCCAAAGUGGAUUAUCAGCAGGUGUUUACGCGUCAUAUAAACCAGAUAUUUAUCCGAGGAGAGAAUGUCUUGCUUGUUCAUUUAGCGCAUUGACUUGGCUGAGCCUUAGUCAGUAUAUUUAACACAUAGCAUGAAUUGCAGCUACAGCUCUGUGCUACUUAGCAUUGUUGUGAAGUACCAUGGUAUCAUAACUGUUUCCCUUCCUUCAACCAUAACAGGAUAGGGGAAAUAGAUGCAAGUUUGUCGGAGGUUGCGGCAUUUUGAGCCAGCUGCUAGAUCAGCCUCGCUAGACUUCUUCCAUUCAAGGGGUUGAAGGCAAGUUCAGCAAGAGUUUGCUUCUGCAAGAUGAGGAAACGAGAAGAAUCGUCAGGGCAGGACAGGAGGCUUCUUAACAGGCUAAAUUAAGACUGUUGAGGGGUGAAAUCAGUGUGCUUGGUUAUGGGACAAAAUAGUCACCCCACAUUUAAAGAGCUUGCGACUCAGCGUACAGUCUAAAAUGAGUGACCAAUGCUAAAUACUCUCUCAUAAUUGUGAGAGAAAUUAGUUUAAAAUGAAACCAGCAACUUAUGGAGUAUUAGUUUAAUAAUAAAGUCUGGCAAAGAAUAAUUCUUCUGUCUUAGUGUGUAAGGGAAUUAACAGCCUGUGCAAAAGAGGGACAACAGCAAUGGCGUUAACCUUUAGUUUCUUGCUGUGGCAGGCACACCUCUGUAAAUGCACCCCAAUCCCGAGCUGCCACACCUUCUGUUGUCAAAGCCUGUCUCUUGAACAAAGACAAUGUUGGGGUGUAUCUGAUGAGUCUAAAUAAGCAUUUGAAGAUCUCUCACCCUUCGGGGAAAAAAAAACCCUCUUUAAGGCAGGAUUUGAACUUGUCUCCGUUGGCAUAGCUUGUGCUCUUACUCACUUGCCAUGCUUUCUCCCUGCACUGCCAGCCAGCAGUUAAAGUAGUCAGUCCAAUAACUUGGAGUUUUUGUAUGAAACAAGAAAUCCUACUCCAGUCUUUUGUAUUUCUUAUCAUCCAUUGGCCACAUAGUAUAACAGUGAAAUGGUGAGACUGUACUUUUCUUGUCAAAUUUGAAAAAUAAUAGCUUGUGCUUAGCACAGUUGUACUGUAUCGAAGCAUCUUUGAAGUUCCCUCUAUUGAAAUGUGAGAUGCUGCCUCUCCAGCAGUUCUGAGGGGAACACAAAUCUUAAUGAUUCUUUCCGGAUAGUAUAUCUGUAUGAAUGGUGCUCCCUCUAAUUCCAGCUGAAUUGAAUUUCAGCGGUGUACUUAAUGUUUUAUGAAACAUAAAAAUUAAUGCUAAGCCCCAACAAAUCAGUGGUUUAAUUUCAGUAGUGUUCCCCUCCUCAUAUCUAAAUCACUGAAGAAUAGCCUCAAACCACUGCACUGUAUAAACCGUUGACCAACAGCUAUUGGUAAAUUCCUAGAGCCUAAGGCUGGAAGGGACCAUUAGGUCAUCUAGUCUGACCUCUUGGUACAUGACACACAAACUGGGAGAGUGGUAAGUAAUGAAGAGGACCAGUCACUGAUUCAGAGUGAUUUGGAUCGCUUAGUAAACUGGGUGCAAGCAAACAAGCAUUUUAAGAUGGCUAAGCGAAAAUGUAUACAUCUAGGAACAAAGAAUGUAGGUCAUACAGGAUGAGGCAGCUAUCCCAGGAAGCAGUGACUUUGAAAAAGAUUUGGGGUCAUGAUGGAUUAUCACCUGAACGUGAGCUCCCACUGUGACACUCUGGCCAAAAGAGCUAAUACAAUCGUGGGAUACAUAAAUGGGUAUCUUGAGUAGGAGUAGAGAUUAUUUUUACCUCUGUAUUUGGCAUUGGUGCGACUGCUGCUGCAAUACUGUGUCUAGUUCCGGUGCCAACAAUUCAAGAAGGAUGUUGAUAAAUUGGAGAGGAUUCAGAAAAGAGCCACAAGAAUGAUUACAGAUUAGAAAACAUGCCUUAUGAUAAAUAGAUCAAGCUCUUGGAGUUUGGCUUAACACAGAGAAGGUUAAGAAGUGACUUGAUUACAGUCUGUGUAACAAAUACUUAAUAAUGGGCUCUUCAGUUUAUCAGAGAAAGGUACAGCAUGAUCCAAUGGUGGAAGUUGAGCCUAGACAGAUUCAGAUUGGAAAUAAGGUGUAAACUUUUAACAGUGAGUAAUUAAUCACUGGAACAAUUUACCAAGGUUUGUGGUAGAUUCCCUAUCAUUAAACAUUUUAAAAUCAAGAAUAGAUGCAUUUCUAGAGCAGAUCUUUAGCUGUUAUUUUGGGGCUGUUCUCUGGACUGUGUUCUAUAGGAGGUCAGACUAGAUAACCACAAUGGUCCCUUCUGGCCUUAGAAUCUAUAUCCUAGGCCAUUACAUUUCACUCCUGUACUCCUGUAUUGAUCUCAGUUACCUGAUGCUGCAAAGCAGCUCCCCUGCUAAAAAUGAGAAUUAAGACUGUCCCGCAUUCUGAUGGGAGAACAACUUCUUAAUGCUUUAUAACCUGAGUCAUAAUGCAAUAAAAAGUCAGCCCUAGAAUUUACUGGUUAUACAAAACCUUAGAAGUAUAACUUUGCUGUUAAAAGUGAUGUAUAAAUUGUUUAUCUUUAGGAAUACAUCUGAUGCAGUUUCUGGACAUUCAAAACAGCCUUUUGUCUGGGGGGCUGUUUGAAACUUCUGUAGACCUUUCAAAUAAAGCACCUAUUAGGGUUUGGAUGACUGAUGGGAUAAGUCUCCAAAUUGCCAGUUCAAAUCCGGUCUUCAAUAAGGACUGGAAAUGAAAUGGAAUCUAAUCACUGUCACUGAAGACUAUAGUGGGAAUAAAUAUAAAUUCAAUAAGAUUCUGAAAACUUGCUAUGAAAAAAAGUGAAUUACUAUAACUUUUUAUAAUUAAGCAUAGCUUUGUUACCAAACCACUGUCUGAUCUCAGACUUUGGCCACUGAAAAGGCUUCUCUGGUCUCAGGCUCGGUCCAUCCCUCUUUUGAGCUAUUUUCCCUAUUCUUAAAAAGCCUUCUAUUGAUUCUUCUUUCUCCCUGCAGUCCUUUCUAAAAUCUUUGAGCAGAAAUCUUAUUUUCAUAUUUGCCCUUAAUUCACUCCGCCUUUCCAGUUUGGUUUUCUAUCAGGUCACUUUAUUAAGAGAGCUCUCAUAUGAGUUCUUAAAUUGUUGCUUGAGGUUGCAGCCAAAGAUUUUACUUCUGUUCUUGACUUCUCAUAAUCUUCUGUCACUGACUUAUUUUUUUCAUUGCCUCAGUUGUUUUUCUGACUGCACUCCAAUGUUUUCCUUAUCUCGUUCUGUUUUUUUGGGUAUCCUGGGACAACCAUUUCUCUGCCUCUUCUCCUGUCUCAGCCCAAAGGGCUCUGUUCUUGGUCCCAUAAUCUAUUUCUUCCAACUCACUCGGUGUGAUUAUCUCUGCUCAGGCCCAAUCUUAGGAUAACAUUCAGUUGUGUUCUUUCCUUUCCUUUUUUCUCCUAUACCCAUACUUCUUUCUACCUUGCUUGAUUCCAUUUCCACUUGGACUAAAGCCGCUCGCCUUAUAUUAGAUAUGACCAAGAUGAAUGUUCUCUCCAUCUCCACUGCUUACUUUUCUUUCUUGUUGUUAAUACUCCUAUCAAUGUGGUUGCUGCUGCUUCUAUGAGUCUUGAUGUUAUCUUCAACUAACACCUUUUCCCCACCCUUUUCUCUUGUUAAACCUUGCAGAUAUCACCUUCUAAACAAAUCUCUGGAGGCUUCUUAUUUACAUUAAAGUAAAAAUGCUGAUCCUUGAGCUGCUGAUUUAGUGCCUUGAUUUCUGCAUAGCUAUUGAUCUGCUUUUCCAAAAUCUUCUAGUCCGCCACCUCAGUUGACUAAUCACCCAACACAUGUACCUUUUUGCUCUCUCACCAUUCACGUUGCUGUUUGUUUCAUUUCAGCGUCUUGCUGUCCAUCAGUGUUGUCAAUUUAAAAAUUCUUUCUUACAAUUCAGUGCUUGAUCUGGUCCUUCUUCCUUUUAUUGCCCCUUUCAUAUCUCCAAGUGUUUCUAAAUAUUGCCGCCUCUUUCUAUAGCCCCAGAUCUGGUGCUUUCUUCCCCUCCUCCACCUCUUUCUGACAUUCUGUGACUUUUAAAACCCAUCUGCAAAAUUGUUUAUUUUUGUCUCUUGUGAGUGUAAGGUAUUGUCACUCAGCCACAAACAAGUCAAUAGUGAUCUUGUGUGCUUCUUUUAUCCGUAUGCAGCACUUUGGAUAAAAGUUACUAUACAAGGGCUUGUCUACUUGGGCAGUCAUUCGGGAAUAGCUAUUCCUAAUUAACUCCAUGUGUGGACACAGUUAUUCUGAACUUAAAGUAAUAACUGGAACAGAUAAUAUGCUUUAAAUUCACUCUUCCUUAUUCUAUAUUAACUUUUAUAUGUCAACAAGCCCUAAAUAAAAUCUGUGAUCUUCUGGAAUGAA